Phytophthora sojae is the source of this 678-nucleotide messenger RNA. RefSeq lists its product as hypothetical. Lineage: Eukaryota; Oomycota; Peronosporomycetes; Peronosporales; Peronosporaceae. The record is from RefSeq and is a predicted model, not a curated record. The transcript has a single exon. Bases 1 to 678 code for a protein of 225 amino acids.
AUGCCACCUGCAAAACGAGCCAAGGCCGACCGAGUGGAGGUGCCCUACCAAAAACCAGUUCCGGAGGAGUUCUACUUGGUUCCUAUGGAAACAAUUGACAAGUACCAAAAGCUGCAGGCGGCAUUUCUGUCGCGUACAAUUGCUCCGCUGUGUCUGCUCUACGGGCCUCGUCAAUUUGGGAAGACAACGAUUGGGCAUCGGCUUCGAACGUUGCUAGCUGCAGUACCGUCCAUUCGAGCCAUCUACAUGUCGUUAACACCAUCAGAUGUCAAGACAGAGGAAGAUUUUUGGCUUGCACUGAGCAUAACUGUUGGCGAAGAAACGAGGUCGUCGAAAGAGUUCGAUAUCAUAUUCUCGCGUCACAAAAAAAGUCUGUGGCUGGCGAUCGAUGAAAUGGACAACAUGUUUCAGAACGAAGAGCUGACCAGCAACUUCAUGGAGACUCUCCGCGGGUGGCAACCAAGGAAGUACUUUUUGGGUUUUCUUGGACUCGGGAGUCACGAUCUGCUGAAUAUGCACAUGAAGCUGAAAGGAGGAAGUUCUGCCAGCCCUUUCAAUCUGGGCGAAGUUUUUCAGGCCAAACCGUUUUCCAAGAAGCAAAUGAAAGGUUACUUCAAGCAGAUCCAGGCAAGGUAUCCGUUUCGAAAGUCAACCCGCCAGGCAAUCAUGGCGUAUUAA